Messenger RNA from Erythranthe guttata (spotted monkey flower), 665 nucleotides. It is a transcript of the gene TOM22-V, whose product is annotated as translocase of outer membrane 22-V. Lineage: Eukaryota; Viridiplantae; Streptophyta; Magnoliopsida; Lamiales; Phrymaceae. The record is from RefSeq and is a predicted model, not a curated record. Gene Ontology annotation, biological process: intracellular protein transport. Gene Ontology annotation, cellular component: mitochondrial outer membrane.
CUUUAGGAAACCAUCAAACGCGUUUUACCACUUAAAACCCUAAAAGCCCUCCCCUCCGGCCAUCCACCCACCCCAUCUCCGUGCUCGAGCAGAAUGGCACCGAAGAAAGGCGGAGCAUCGGCGUCGGACGGCGGAAUUAUCUCCCGCGUCUCGUCCUCUGUUUCACAGUCGCCAGUCGUCUACCGCGGCAAGAAAGCGGCAUCGGACACCGCCUUCGUCGCGAAGAAGCUCCUGAAGAGCACCGGAAAAGCCGCCUGGAUAGUCGGAACCACCUUCCUCGUGCUCAUCGUUCCGCUGAUUAUCGAGAUGGACCGCGAGCAGCAGUUCAACGACCUCGAGCUGCAGCAAGCUAGCUUGCUCGGCGGCUCCCCCAAGUAAAUUUUUGCAACCCUAAAUAAAUUUGGUAUUGGGUUUUUUUUGUAGGUCGGAUGGAAUUUAAGCGCAGCAAUCGACGCCCUUACCUCUUUUUUUCUUUUCAUCUUCAAACAAAAUUUUAUUACUGUUCUUAAAUUUCUGAGGCUCUUCGAUCCUCUAUGAUUGUACUAUGUGAAACCAUACCUUGUUUUUAAAUGUAAUGUUUUCAUUAAUCUUAGAACUGAAAUUUGUGCUGUAUUCGUGUGUAAUUUUUUAUAUUUAAUUUUGAAUUUUGCCGAGGGGGAAGUUGC